CGCCGCUCAGCUGAGGAGACAAUGGGCGAUCAAAGAAGGGGAGGGGGUGGAGGAAGAGGAUGGCGCUAGGCGAGGUUGGAGUGGAGCCGUGUGGCGCUCUCUCUGCGCUCGAUUAGUGAUCCUAGAGAGAAACGGAGUAAGGCAGCCUGCGAAGCGAGCGAGCCGCCCGAGCGAGGCACAGGGAGGAACUCCGAGUGGUGGUGGCGGGUGCGGGGAGUCGCCGCUGCUCCUCCUGCAGCUGCUGCCGCCGCCACCUCCACACGCCCCCCCCCCCGCCUCGCGAGCAAAGUGUGUGUGAGUGAGAGUGAGCGAGCCCCGUUGCGCAGCUUGCUCUGCGCACAAGCGCCGCCGCCAGCAGGAGCAGCAGAGGAGGAGAAGAAGGAGGAGGGCGGCAGAGGCACCACCAGCACCACACGGGCAUUUAGGGAGAGGAGCGCUGUGGAGCGAGACACACACCCAGACCGGCGAGGCAAACGAGAGGCCACAGCAGGCACCAACUGAGACAAAAGUAUCUCCAAACCAGCACCCAACUCCACCUUGGGAGGCAGGCGGCCGGGCGGGCGCCUCAGCAUGGCUUCCGAGGAACUCUACGAGGUAGAGAGAAUUGUUGAUAAAAGAAAGAACAAGAAGGGGAAAACAGAAUAUUUAGUCCGAUGGAAAGGCUACGAGAGUGAAGAUGACACGUGGGAACCUGAACAGCACCUUGUGAAUUGUGAGGAAUAUAUACAUGAAUUCAAUAGACGUCACAACGAUAAGCAAAAAGAAAGCACAUUAACAAGGACAAACAGGACAUCUCCAAAUAAUGCAAGAAAACAAAUUUCCAGAUCUACUAAUAGUUCUUUUUCAAAGACCUCUCCCAAGUCUUUAGUUAUUGGAAAGGACCAUGAAUCAAAAAAUAAUCAGUUAUUUGCUGCCCAGAAGUUUCGGAAAAACAACACUCCUAUCUCUAGUAGAAAAAAUAUGGACCUCUCAAAAUCAGGUAUCAAAAUCCUUGUGCCCAAAAGUCCUAUUAAGAGUCGGACAGCAGUGGAUGGUUUUCAGCAUGAAAGCCCUGAUAAGCUAGACCGUAUAGAACAGGAUCAGGAAGAUUCUGUAGCACCAGAAGUGGCUGCAGAAAAACCAGUUGGCGCUUUAUUAGGACCUGGAGAAGAGCGUGCUAGGAUGGGGAGCAGGCCAAGAAUACACCCACUAGUACCACAGUUACCCGUGCCAGUAACAGCUACCAUUGCAUCUGCAUUAACAAUAAAUGGAAAAGCAUCUCCCUGUAUUCUUCCCAGUGUUCUUUACUUCCUAUUUUCUUGUACAUCUACCUUUAUAGAAGCAUUAGCAACAAAUGGUACCAACAUACAGACAUCAGUAACAGGAGUGACAGCCAACAAACGAAGAUAUAUCGAUGAAAGGAGGGACCAACCUUUUGAUAAAAGGCUACGAUUCAGUGUGAGGCAAACGGAAAGUGCUUACCGGUACAGAGAUAUUGUUGUCAGGAAACAAGAUGGCUUCACGCACAUUUUAUUAUCAACAAAAUCAUCAGAGAACAAUUCAUUAAAUCCAGAGGUAAUGAAAGAAGUCCAAAGUGCACUGAACACAGCAGCAGCUGAUGACAGUAAGCUUGUACUCCUCAGUGCAGUUGGCAGUGUCUUCUGCUGUGGUCUUGACUUCAUUUAUUUUAUUCGACGCUUGACAGAUGAUAGAAAAAGGGAAAGUACUAAGAUGGCAGAUGCUAUUAGGAAUUUUGUAAAUACUUUCAUUCAGUUUAAGAAGCCCAUCAUUGUAGCAGUAAAUGGUCCUGCCAUUGGACUUGGAGCAUCUAUAUUACCUCUGUGUGAUGUGGUUUGGGCUAAUGAGAAGGCUUGGUUUCAGACUCCAUAUACGACAUUUGGGCAAAGUCCUGAUGGAUGUUCAUCCCUGACAUUCCCAAGAAUAAUGGGCCUGGCAUCUGCAAAUGAAAUGUUGUUCAGUGGAAGGAAGUUGACUGCACAAGAAGCAUGUGCAAAAGGACUGGUAUCUCAAGUGUUUUGGCCAGGAACAUUCACACAGGAAGUCAUGGUUCGAAUUAAGGAACUUGUCACAUGUAAUUCAGUUGUACUUGAAGAAUCCAAAGGUUUAGUUCGUAGUAUUAUGAAGAUGGACUUAGAACAAGCAAAUGAUAAGGAGUGUGAAGUUUUAAAGAAAAUUUGGGGUUCCGCUCAAGGAAUGGACUCAAUGUUAAAAUAUUUGCAGAGAAAAAUUGAUGAAUUUUGAAGAAAUGUGCAUUGACACUGGAAUUGUAUUUACUUGGACAUCUGGGUUUCAUGGAUGCCCUAACUGAAUUUAAAAAUCUAAAAUAAAACUUGCCCACUGCUUAGAAAGCAUUGGAUUAAAACUUGGAAGGACAUGGUUUUAUUGUCAAGGAUUUUUUAAAGAAGUACUGUAUGUUAAGCAUUGAACAAAUUUCCUUUCUCCAUAUAUAGAUAUAAAUAUAAAUAUAUAUAUAUAUUAUAUUUCUUUAUAUACACAAACUAAAAAAUAUAUAAUGGAGUGCACUACCAAACUUUUGUCUUCUACUUUGUUAUAAUUGGCUAGUACUGUAUUGGAAAGAAAAUGGCAGAUAAAAUGAGGAGUUACAUUAUUUUGUAUGUUGAUGGGAAAGUCCUGAAGCAAUGAGAUAUUUUUUCACUAGAGUACAGAAUUAAAACGGGUAUUGGCCAGCCCUUACUUUCACUGCCCAAUAAGUCAGUUAAGAAGAGGCGUUGCCUUGAAUUCUGAAGAAGGUUAAAAAUACCUCAAGUAAUGAUGCAUUCUAAAAUGAAUUAUUUUUAAAAAGAGAACCCUGUGAUGAAAUAGUAUAUAUUUUCUCCCCUCAAAAAUGAGUGUGCUCAGGAUUUAUGCUAUAAAAACACUCAGUCCUCCAUGUUAUGGGGAACAUGCCCAUUUCUUACCCAGAUAGCAUGAAGAAGCCAAUUUCUUGUCAGAAAAGAAGAAGAAGCAGCUUCAUUUUGCAGUAUUAGUGAAUCACUGAAUAUAUACUAUGGGUAUCUUUAAAUUAUAGCUUAGUUUUAGUGGGUUUUAUUCAGAAUAGGUUUUUUCCUGAAUUAUUUUAACUACAUAAUGCUUCUGUUGCUGGGUGAGAAAACUACGCUAUAUGCAGGUUUUUUUUUGGUUCUGUUUGCUGGUUUAAUUAAUGAAUUACACCAAAAAUGUAUUUUAUGUUCAUUUUUUAAAUUUUUUUUUUUUAGUUUAACUUAGACUAUAUUUUAUUUAAUAAGUUAAAAUUCUUUUGGCACACUAUUAAAAACAAAAACUCUUCCUAAAAACUACCUUAUGAUAGAUGUUUAAUGUCUUUUGUCAGUGCUUUUUAAUUUUAAUUAUACACUAUGACCCUGAUCCAGAGAUCUUUCCACGCUGCAGCAGGCUGCAUGCAUUCUGCAGUGCAGGAGGAUUUCUUCCAUCAAACAGAUGAUUAGUGCUGUCAACUUGAUUGCCUGUUGAAAUGCCUACUUGGAAUCAGUUCCCCUCCCACCGCCCCCCACUCAAAUUAGAGGUGUCACCCAUCUGUUUGGCAGUGCAUGCAUGAUACUGAAGUACACACAUGCACACACGCAGGUGUUGGAUACAGACCUUUUUUCUCCACACAGUGCCCUUUUGUGCACAUGGACGUGCAUCCAGAAAGGUAAUAUGUCCAUAGAAGCCUGCUUUCUAUGUACAGAUUGCCAUUGCUGGAUCAGUAUUACACGUAAUAAAGAGUAUGGUGUACAAGAGUGCUCUGUGUAAAUACGCCUAUUUUGCAUUCCUUUCAGGAGUGUGUUUGAUUAUUCCUGAUUGCAGAUAUCUAUUAGUACUUGGGUAUCUGCUUGCAAUCUUACUGAAUGUAUGAAGAAUGAAAAAAAAAUCAAACCUUAUUUUUGUACAGUUUGGAACUUUGUAUUUGGAGCCUGACCACCUCAUUCUAGUGGAGAGUUGUACAGUGUGUAAAUCUGCUUUUACCUUGGAUUGGUACAGUAUUUUUGCAUCUGUGGGACCUACUUUUUUUGUUCUAGUAGUUUGGACUAUAUAUAAACUGUACAAUCUGUAAAGUUUUUAUAGAAUAAAUAUUCAGCUGUGAACUGGUUAAAAUAAAACUAAUAUUUCUUAACACCUC
Molecule: messenger RNA, 4117 nt
Organism: Hemicordylus capensis (graceful crag lizard)
Lineage: Eukaryota; Metazoa; Chordata; Lepidosauria; Squamata; Cordylidae
Gene: CDYL
Product: chromodomain Y like
Exons: 8
Coding region: 571-2241 (556 amino acids)
Cellular component (GO): nucleus
Molecular function (GO): transcription corepressor activity
Source: RefSeq, a predicted model, not a curated record